Planococcus citri (citrus mealybug) is the source of this 1451-nucleotide messenger RNA. It is a transcript of the gene Aplip1, whose product is annotated as JNK-interacting protein Aplip1. Gene Ontology annotation, cellular component: cytoplasm. Gene Ontology annotation, molecular function: MAP kinase scaffold activity; JUN kinase binding. The transcript has 8 exons. Lineage: Eukaryota; Metazoa; Arthropoda; Insecta; Hemiptera; Pseudococcidae. Bases 110 to 1300 code for a protein of 396 amino acids. Gene Ontology annotation, biological process: regulation of JNK cascade; JNK cascade. The record is from RefSeq and is a predicted model, not a curated record.
CGUCGUGAAAAAAAAUCAAUAUUCGUUCUAACGAACAAAGACUCGCACGUAGAAGUUUAACAUUUACAUUUUUUUUUGAUUUUUUUUUCUUAAGUAUAAGUAGCAAGAAAUGGCUGACGCCGAAUUUGAAGAAUUUAGACAAUAUUUCGAGGCUUUACCGCAACAUAUUAGUUCUUCGGCUCAAAAUUAUAGAUUGGUUCAUGACGUUGUAUUCGAUGAAGAAGCCUCGCUAAACUUAUCCAACUACCAGUAUUCGAACAAAGUUUUAACAGAAGAUGAUGACGAGUCGUUUGAAAUUUCCAACGAAAAUGAGAGCCUUACAUUUUCUCCAAAAAGGCAAAUUUUUUCAAAUAUUAAAAUUACCAAUAACGAAAGAAGAAGACGAAAGCUUACCGAUUCGCCGAAAAAGCAAAUAAGUUACGAAUCAAAAGAUGAAAAGGAAUACCAAAGUUUACAAUUCGAUAAUCAAAUAUACUCAAAACACGACAUCUCAGGGCAUCAGUCUUCGUCAUUACCUUAUAUACGAGACACUGUCUAUUCUUCAGAUUCUGAGCUUUGCGACUCCGGUAACUCGACAGCUCAUUCGCCCGAGGAUGGAAAUUUACCAGGAGUACCCAUCGGUUCCAUGAAUAGUUCUUUCAUUCAGUUUGAAUUAUUAGAAGCUACUCACAGAGCUUUGCACAAAUUCAUUGCCAGACAUUCCGACGAACUCGAGCUUGACGUCGGAGAUCCAAUUUAUGUUCAAAAAGAAGCUGAUGAUCUGUGGUGUGAAGGUAUCAACUUACGGAAUGGCAAUCGAGGUAUAUUUCCAUCAGCUUACGUUGUUGAUGUAGAUUACAACGAUUUUGAUCCCUCGAUGCAACAAAGCAAACGAGAACGAUUCCUUUUAUCGUAUUUGGGGUCGGUGGAAACCCUAUGCCAUAAAGGGAAUUCAGUAUUAUGUCAAGCAGUAAGAAAAAUCAUAUCUACUAAACAAAUUGAUUACCAUUCGUGUAUCCUAGAAGUAUCUGAUCACGGAUUAAGAAUGUACAAUAAAUUAAACCCAACUAAAGACACAAUACCACCGUUGGAUUACUUUUACUCAUUGAAGAAUGUAUCAUUUUGCGGAUUCUAUCCCAAUGAUUCAAGAUUCAUGGGAUUUAUUACAAAGCAUCCUCACUGUGAUAGAUUUGCCUGUCAUGUGUUUCAUUCCAACGAUACAACUCGACCAAUAACUGAAUCGAUUGGGCGUGCUUUUAAUCGAUUUUACCAAAAAUAUGUUGAGACUGCUUACCCGGUAGAAGACAUUUAUAUAGAAUGAACAAUAAAGCGAGUUUUACAAAUGUGUACUUCGGCGAGUACAAUUAAAACUUCCUAUUAAUGAAUUAUUUAGAAAUUUUUCAUUUUAAAAUAUGAACUUCGGUGUAUUAUACUACACUGUUUAUAUUACAAUUAUAUUUUUUUGCUUAUCA